Molecule: messenger RNA, 1746 nt
Organism: Heterocephalus glaber (naked mole-rat)
Lineage: Eukaryota; Metazoa; Chordata; Mammalia; Rodentia; Bathyergidae
Gene: Ribc1
Product: RIB43A domain with coiled-coils 1
Source: RefSeq, a predicted model, not a curated record
CAAGCGGGAUUUUCUGCUUCUGGCGCGAGGAGGAACCAAAGGCGGGGACUUUUGACGUAGGGAGUUUUGUUGAUCCGUUGCCAGGGCGCAAGCGUGAGACUUGCGUUUAGCCAGCACCCCCCUUUGUGUUGUACAGCAACACUCUGCAGCAAUCUCGGACUGAGUUGUAAAGGAGUUGGAGCCAGAGGACUGAGAGCGGCUUUGGAGAUCCAGAAGGCAGGCGGACCUGAGCCCACGCUUGCUGAGACAAGUCAGAAGUCAAGGUUAUGUCCCCCCAAGGGCUAAGAGACUGCCGCGGUAACCCAAGAACAAACUUGGACCCAUACCUAAUCUAGGAGCUUCAAAAUCGGCAUUCCUCAUUGAAAAAGAUGUAUAGGGUAGACCUAUCACCAGAUGCCAAGGAGGUGGCAGCUAUUGAGGCUAGAAGAAAUCGAGAAAAAGAUCGACAGAGCCGAUUCUUCAAUGUGCAAAACCAAGUCAUGGGGGUGAAUGUGGAAGCCCUGAACAACCAAGUGGAAGAGCAAAAGCUUCAGGAGGCAACAGAACGAAAUAAGGAGGCAGCUUAUGAUACCAAGAAAGUGCAGUAUGAUCUGGUAGUCCAGAUGCUAGAAAAGGAGGAGGCAAAACGAGCACGUCGUGUGGCCAAGAAAAUCCAGGAUUUUCGACAGCAGAAGCAGGAAUUCAAGAACAGAUGUGAAUGUGAACUUCAGGAUGCAGCCCGAUUCCAAAGGAUUCCAGUCCAGUUCCAGCAGUAUCCAGCCCAAUUCCAGGAAUUUCCAACUCAAUUCCAGGAGUUUCCAGCCUGUCUCAGUGACAAAGUUCCCUUCAGUGGCCCAGCCAGCAUGCAGUGCUUCUUGGGGGAGGGCCUGCAUAGGGCCUCAUUCCUGAGAAUGCAACAGCAGCAGUUCAGGUAUAACCUGGAAAGGCAGCUGCAGGAACAACAGCAAGUCAGGGCUGAAGAAAAAUAUGCAGAUAUGCUUAGUGACCAGCAGCACCUAGUCAUGGACAUGAGGGCUGCCCAGAUGGCCAGGCUGGAAGAGUCUUGUUGUGUUGCCAUGUCGUCUGCCAGAGCCAAUGCCAACAAAGUCCAGGCAGCUAAGCUGGCUGAGCAGCAGCGCCAUGAACAUCAGCGCCAACAGGAAGCCAACCUCUCAGACAUACAGAAGCAGACCACCAGUAACCUCCUGACUGAGAACCCCCAGGUUGCUCAACACCCCAUGGCUCCCCACCCAGUCCUGCCCUAUUGCUGGAAGGGUAUGACUCCACAGCAGCAAGCUGACAUCAGGAAAGCCCAGGAAGCACAAUGCCAUGAGAAGAAGGCACAGCGCCAGUCUGAACAAGCACUGGGUACUGAAUGGGCAAGCCAAACUAUAUGCUUGGCCCAAGCAGCGCUGGAGCUAGAGGAGCAGGAGAGGGAACUGUGUGCUGAAUUUCAGAGAGGGCUCUGAAAUUUCAGCUCCUUCAGCCAGCAGCCGGCCAAGGAUCAAAAGGCCCAGCAAAAUUAUCUGAAUUCAAUAAUUUACACCAAUCAACCUACAGCCCAAUAUUAUCUACAGUUCAACACCAGCAGCUGCUGAACUCAGGAUGAUCACAUCUCCCUUCUUUCCUAUUAAGCUCACAGAUGGUUAGGAGUCAAAGAGAAAAAUACUGCAUACCCCCACCUUGAAUCCAUUCCCUAGUGGGAGAGUGUUAAGCCAAUACCCCUAUCUUCUAUCCAAGGCAAUAAAGUUAUUCACUAAAGUCAAA